This is a messenger RNA of Indicator indicator, 1614 nucleotides long. RefSeq names its product CWF19 like cell cycle control factor 1 (gene CWF19L1). The record is from RefSeq and is a predicted model, not a curated record. NCBI's taxonomy places the organism in Eukaryota, Metazoa, Chordata, Aves, Piciformes, Indicatoridae. Gene Ontology annotation, cellular component: post-mRNA release spliceosomal complex. The coding region runs from base 1 to 1614 and encodes 537 amino acids. Gene Ontology annotation, molecular function: RNA lariat debranching enzyme activator activity. Gene Ontology annotation, biological process: mRNA splicing, via spliceosome. The transcript has 14 exons.
AUGGCGGCUUCGCCUCUGCGAGUGCUGGCGUGCGGCGACGUGGAGGGGCGGCUGGAGGCGCUUUUCGGGCGGGUCAGGGCCAUCCAGGGCAAGAGCGGCCGCUUCGACAUGCUUUUGUGUGUUGGGAAUUUUUUUGGCUCGACUUCAGAAACGGAAUGGGCAGAGUACCGCACAGGGGCCAAGAAAGCUCCCAUUCCAACCUACGUGCUGGGUGCUAAUGGCCCAGAGACUGUGAGCUAUUUUCCAGACAUCAGUGGCUGUGAACUGGCUGAGAACAUCACUUACUUAGGCCGCCGGGGGCUCUACAGUGGUGCUUCUGGACUGCAGAUUGCAUACCUGAGUGGUACUGAGGCCCAGCAAGAGCCAGCUCCUGCCUACAGUUUCAGUGCAAAGGAUGUGGCAGAACUGAAAAUGUCUUUGUUGUCAACGCCCAGCUUCAAAGGCGUGGAUAUAUUGCUGACAUCCCCCUGGCCCUGGGGCGCAGAGACCUUUGGUAACAGCACGGGAGAAAUAAAUACCAAGAAAUGUGGCUCCAAGUUAGUGUCUGAUCUAGCUGCAAGUCUCAAACCAAGGUACCACUUUGCUGCCCUGGAGAAGGCUUACUAUGAAAGACUUCCUUACAGAAACCACACUGUGCUCCAGGAGUCCCCUCAGCACGUCAGCAGGUUUAUUGCCCUCGCUGAUGUCGGCAAUGCAGGCAAGAAAAAGUAUCUCUAUGCCUUCAGCAUUGUUCCAAUGAGCAUGAUGGACCCUGCAGAGCUUGUGAAACAGCCCCAGGAUGUCACUGAGAAUCCAUACAGAAAGCUGCAGAAGGCAGCACAGAAGAGUAGAACACCACUGCCUGCAGAGGAAGAGCCAGCUUCUCAGUUUUUCUUUGAUUUGAAGAAGCAUCAGGGAAAGAAACGUCCCUCAGAUGGGAAGGAGAGAGGCAACUCCCAACCUAAGCAAGCCAGAAAGCCUCCACAGCCCACAGGGCCCUGCUGGUUCUGCCUGGCCAGCCCCGAGGUGGAGAAGCACCUGGUUGUCAGCAUCGGAACACAGUGCUAUCUUGCCUUGGCCAAAGGUGGCUUGUUGCCUGACCAUGUCCUGAUUUUGCCUAUUGGGCACUAUCAGUCAGUGGUUGACUUGUCUUCAGAUGUGGUAGAAGAAGUGACCAAGUACAAGUCUGCCCUAAAGGAGUUUUUCAGAAGCAAGGGCAAGAGAUAUGUCCUGUUUGAAAGAAACUACAGGAGUCAGCACCUGCAGUUACAGGUGGUUCCUCUCCCCUUGGACCAGUGUACUUCUGAAGAGAUUAAAGAAUCCUUUAUUGCACAGGCACAGGAGCAGCAGAUUGAAUUGUUGGAGAUCCCGGAGCACACGGAUAUCACACAAGUGGUGCAGCCGGGGACACCCUACUUCUAUGUGGAGCUGGACACGGGGGAGAAGCUCUUCCACCGCAUCCGUGGCCGCUUCCCGCUGCACUUCGGCAGGGAGGUGCUGGCGAGCGAGGCGCUGCUGGCGGUGCCGCAGAGGGCCGACUGGCGGCAGUGCGCCGCCGAGCGGUCGGAGGAGGAGGCGCAGGCCCGCGCCUUCCGCCGCGACUUCCAACCCUUCGACUUCGCCCUCCGGGCCUGA